Messenger RNA from Misgurnus anguillicaudatus (oriental weatherfish), 2527 nucleotides. It is a transcript of the gene c8h1orf159, whose product is annotated as chromosome 8 C1orf159 homolog. Lineage: Eukaryota; Metazoa; Chordata; Actinopteri; Cypriniformes; Cobitidae. The record is from RefSeq and is a predicted model, not a curated record.
UGAAACUAUUCUACUAUUAUUAGGUCAGCUGUUGUUCACUGUAAAUGGAGUCGUCUUGUGCUAAUGUUGCUGGCUCAAUAAAUAGUAUCCUAGCAACCAAAGAUACGCUUGUCUUCAUAAUAAAAGUCUGUGUGCUUUGGAAGUGUAAAGUAACUCAGUUUCUAAUAUGAUCCAUCUUCUCUACAACAUAUAACAUAACUCUAUUUAAAUUUUAGAAUUAAAAAUACAAUAAUAUGUUUUUGUGGGGAAAAAUGUCAGUGGCUACUUUAGUGCCCCAAUUGUAUUAAAUCGACUACUUACGGAAUUGCCUUCAAAAGUAUUGCGUAUAUUUGGGUAUUUUUAACAGUUGAUAUAUAUGUAUCAAUUUUUAUUUAUUAAGAGUGUUUAUGUUCUAAUAAAGACAAAACUGAUCCAAUAAUGCAAAGCUGUGUAACAGACCUUUAUUUUGACAGUGCACAGUUUAUUAAUCAGGAAGUAAACUCUCGUUGUCAACAGAUUUCUGACACAACUUGCGUUUCAUAGAUCGAUAUUGACUCAGUCUAACCCACAGGAGUAAUCUCAUCAUGAGUAGAGUCUACUACAUCCUCAGUGCUGCUCUAUUUGUGUUAGCAAUUCCAGAGACCAAGACUCUGCUGCACUCCAAUGACUGUUGUGAAAGAAUAAAGAAAAUGAAUGAAACCUGUGCAAAUAGUACACUCUGCGAUCCUGGUCUCCUUAAUGUUCAAGAAAACAAUACAAACUCUUGUGUGUCAUGUGACUCACCUGAGCAAGGGAAUUCAACACUUAACAAUACAAGGAUCAGUCAAACACCAUUACCUGAACUCCCAUUUAUUGGUGGUCCAGGCGUGGCAGCCUCUGUUCUUUUAGGAACUCUGCUGAUCAGCCUGGGUCUCAUUCUCUCUGUUGCAUCAUUCUUUUACCUUAAGCGAUCAAACCGCCUCCCUGGUGUCUUCUACAGGCGCAACAAGGCUUUUAUAUUUCAACCAAGUGAGACGGCUAUCAUGAUUCCUGAAGCCACCGCUUCAGUUCGCAAACCGAGAUAUGUCAGGAGGGAGAGGCCUUCAGCAACAUCAGCAUCCAAGAGUGCCACUGUGGCAACAGGGGCAGUAACAAAGGUAUACAAUGUGUGACCCGCCUUUAUGAGCCAGAUUUUAAAACCUGGAAGUCUGUCCCUUAGCACUGUUUUUUUUUUUUUUUAUUAAAUUUUUGGUGAAAAAUCUCAGUUGCGUACAUGAGCCAGUGGUAUGUUACUGAUGUAGGCUUGCCAAUAUUUAUUUAUAUAUUUUUCAUACAGUAUAUUUAGUUUUUCUUAUUUUUAAGAGACGGUUGCACUACUAGAGUAUUUUUGAGUGUCAUACUUCAAUCGAGUAACUUGUGUCCUCGAUAAAAUUUGUAAUGUUUAUAUUUAUUAGCAUUAUUUUAAUGUGAUAUUGUACUAUUAAAUUUUGUGACAUUGUACCUAAGAUCCAAAACGAGACUUCCACAAUUUGUGAUGUUUGCACACAACUCCUCCAAACCUCAUUGCACCUAUUUGUAUUUUUUAAGCUGAGAUAAAUCCAUUUUAAUGAUUUUGAUUCUGUACCUUUUCCACAAAUCUCAUUAGCACUUGCCACAUACAUCAAUUGCUGGAAAAUAUAUUUUAUAUUUAUGUUGUAUGCAUAUCAAUACGAUAUUCAAUAUUUAUGAUUCUGGCAUGCACCAAAGAUGUUCCCAGAUAUAUAAUGAAUAAUUAAAAAUGUGCUAGGUCAAGUGGCUUGAGCAAAAUAUAAGCAAAACUGUUGUGAAAUGUCCCAAAUAGUAGUGUUAUAGUGUUUUGACCACUUUCUGUUUCCACUUUAAAAGACAAAGUGCCAUUAACUAAACGUGCUAAAGAAUGAAGAACAUCUUGAAUAUUUUUAAGUUUUUAGAUUGUAUGAUUAUAGAAGAACUUGUAUAUGAUCUGGUAAAUGUAUAUUGUUUUAGUUGAAAAGGAUAAUGCUUGGUAAAGAAAGUAAUGCACUGGUAUUUAUAUGAAGGGGUUGAAGAGCGCAAUUUUUCUUUUUCUUUUUUUAUUAUUUUGUAUUAAUUAUGUAUUGCAAGUAGUGGCCUUCACAAUGCCAUAUAUAUUUAAGAUUCUCCGUUUUAGGUUUUUCUCAUUUUUUGAAUUAUUUUUAUUUUUCUGUACCUUUUCUACAUAUUUUAGUAUAUGAAUGUUUUUUUUAUUGUAACAUUUAAAAUCUUCUGUAUUCUGUUUUAAUAUAAAGCAAGUAAUGUUUACUUAAUAAAUGUAAAUGCCACUGUUUGUGUAGGGGGUAGGUCUGUUAAAAAAUAACCAAGUAGAUUCAAGUUAUUUCUAUUGCUGUUUUUAUUGGCUGUUGUGCAGCGACUGGAAAGCAUGUCCAUAGGUUUUGUAUACAACUUAUGUUUAGAUAUCAGAUGUUGGAACUUUUUGUAUGUUGAUUUCUUGAUGUUGAGUAUUGAUCACAAAUAUUGAAUAUUUUAUGAUGUCAGUGUUUACGGAAAUAAAAUACAUUUUGAUUUAUGAUAA